Molecule: messenger RNA, 1839 nt
Organism: Adineta steineri
Lineage: Eukaryota; Metazoa; Rotifera; Eurotatoria; Adinetida; Adinetidae
Source: the annotation of a GenBank genome assembly
AUGUCUUCGUCGCCAUUAUCAUCAAAGAAUAAUACAUUUGUCCAAAGUCAAGCACCCUAUUUCAAUCGACAAGAUAGUAAUUUAACUUUACCAAUGAAUGCAAAUCGUUAUUCACCAAGUCCAACAUCGACAACAACUCGUAUUGUUGGACCAAAACCAUUUUAUCGUUCACAAGUAACUCCUGAUCCAUUUGAUUAUACCAAUAAUAAUCGUCGACAAAUUGAUAAUCAAUUAUAUCUUCAAAAUCAACCACAACGUCGUUUUUCAGUUAAUCAAAUGAAUGCAAACGAUAAUAAUGUUAACGAUAAUGAUGAUGAUGAUGAUGACGAUGUUGAUGAUGAUAAUGAUGAAUCGAUAUCAUCCGAUGAAUCACUCUCAAUUGAAUUUCCACCGCCUCCAGCUGCUUUUUCUACACCAUCAAUAAUUGAUAAUACUUAUCAAUUUGUACCAGUUAAAAAUCCAUUUCUUCCAACAACUAUUGGACGAUCAGAUUCAGGUUCUUCACUUUCACUUUCAUAUUUAUCCGAUCAUGAACCAUCAUCACCUACAAUUGUUAAACAUUCACAUUAUCCACAAUAUCGAUCUGUAGCACCAACUAGUAAUAAUUACAAUAAUCACCGUCCUGUAAUAAGUGUUAGUGCAUCACAAUCACCAUUAAUAACAAUUGCAUCACGAGGUUCACCAAAUCGAUCUGAAAUUCGUUUUUCACCAUCACCCAAUCCAGCAAAAUCAACUUUAAGAGAAUUUCGUAUAUCACGACCUGAUUCACCAUCGAUAGCAAUUAAUCGUCAAGGAAUUACUAAUCCACCAAUGCCUUAUACAAAUGGAAAUGAUAAUUCUUUCCAUAUAUCGGUUGGUCCACCAAUAAAUUCAAAUCAAAGAGAUUUACCUGUAUCACCACCACCAUCAUCAUCAUCUAUUCAUAUGCGUGGACGAACACCAUCACCAUUUCGUCAGAUCGAAAUGCAUCGUGAUUCUCCUAUUGAUAAUCGAUAUACAUCGAAUGUAGUUGCUAAUCGUUUUAAACCAUUAUUAGCAUAUACAAAUUUGAAUAGUAAUAAAUCUCUAGUAUUUGAAAAUUCAGAACAUCGAUCACCAUCUAUUGUAAAUCUUCCACCAACAUCAUCACCACAUACAAAUUCAACACCAUUUUCAAUGCGUAGUGGUCAUCUUAUGAAAAAAGAUCCAUCUGAUGUUGAUCAUCUUACACGUUUAUUAAUGAAAAGUAUCAAUUCAUCCAAUGAACCAAAUUUUUUUGGUAUGUGUGCAAGAUGUAAUGAUGAAAUAGUUGGAGAAGAAAAUGGACUCGUAGCUAUGGAUAGAAUGUAUCAUGUCUCAUGUUUUACAUGUACGAUGUGUGGUGGUCGUUUACGUGGUAUGCAUUUCUAUUCAAUGGAAAAUAAACCAUAUUGUGAAACAUGUUAUAUUACUUCAUUAGAAAAAUGUGUUGCUUGUGCCCGACCAAUUACUGAUAGAAUUCUUCGUGCAACUGGGAAACCUUAUCAUGCUGAAUGUUUUUGUUGUGUUGUUUGUCAUAAAAGUCUAGAUGGUGUACCAUUUACCAUUGAUGCAAAUAUGGAAGUACAUUGUAUUGAUUGUUUUCAUCAAAAAUUUGCUCCACGUUGUUUUGCAUGUCAUCGACCUAUAUUACCAAUCAAUGGUCAAGAAGAAACCAUUCGUAUUGUUGCUCUCGAUCGAAAUUAUCAUAUUGAUUGUUAUCGAUGUGAAAAAUGUAAAAUACAAUUUACGAUGGAAGAAGGUUGUUAUCCAAUCGAUGAUCAUGUUUUAUGCAUUCAAUGUAAUCGUAAUUAUACAAGAACUAUGCUUGGUCAUACAUAA